Messenger RNA from Triticum urartu, 570 nucleotides. RefSeq lists its product as uncharacterized. Lineage: Eukaryota; Viridiplantae; Streptophyta; Magnoliopsida; Poales; Poaceae. The record is from RefSeq and is a predicted model, not a curated record.
AUGGCUAUACGCCGACGGCCUUUCUACGCCGACGGCUUUAGUUGGGCCAUCGGGGUAUGCCCAUAUAUGCCGACGGGGGCCGUCGGCAUAGAUACGGCCGUCAGCAAAACAAGUUUUUCUGAUUAUAUCACCCAGCUGAGGCAAAAACUUCUUGAUGAUUUCGUAAAAACAUUCCUGCCGAAACUUCUCGAUGAUUUCGAAAAAACAUUCCUGCAGCGUACCAACUCAAGUGAUCCAACAGCUUGCUUGGAAGAAUGUAGAAUGACAUGCGUCGCUGCCCUUGUUUUGAAGGCCGUUCCCCAGCAUGUGAACGAACAUUAUGAGUGGAGACUUACGUCAGGAAAACUGCCUAUCUUCAAGGAGCUGGAAAAUGAAGCCCUCACCCCCACAUUCGAGGACCAGAGCAUGACCGAUGGCCGUACUCAUUCUCCACAUGAAAAUUCAGUCCGUACCACAAAUGAUGCAAAGGAAGCGACAAGUAAAGCUCCUCCUGACACGAGGGACUCGUCCAGGAUUUCCCUGCCUCUCGCCGGGGCGGCCGUCGAUCUGCCUGGCUCCUCAUUGUCUUAG